Molecule: messenger RNA, 591 nt
Organism: Elgaria multicarinata webbii
Lineage: Eukaryota; Metazoa; Chordata; Lepidosauria; Squamata; Anguidae
Product: pleckstrin homology domain-containing family A member 7-like
Exons: 4
Coding region: 1-591 (196 amino acids)
Source: RefSeq, a predicted model, not a curated record
AUGAAUGGUCCUGGCCCAGACCUGCUGUGCUUGCUGAAGGGGGCCGGAGGCUCAGCUGGGUCAUUCGGCAGGGUCCCCUCCACUCCCAGCUCUUACGUUCCCUUUGCAACUCAGAAGCGGAUGCUGAGCCAGCCGGUGCCCUUCGUGAGAAGCAGGCCUCACUCUCCUCGCUGUUUCUUCCUCCAGCUGCCUGAGGUGAAGGAGGACGCAGAGGAUGAAGCCGUGCCAGCCGCCCCCCAGCCCCUGGCCCUCCUCACCCCGCUGCCCUGCGCCCCGGAGGCUGAGCCUCCCCCGACGACUCCCCCGGCCCCCGCCCUCACCCUGGAGGGUCUGCAGGGGCAGCUGGAGGCCCUGAAGGAACUGCAGGGCCAGUACAUUCAGGGGCAACUGAAGGUCCGCCGCACCUGCCAGCACUUCCCGCGCUCCCUGCGGGCCCUGAGCCUGCAGAUCUGCCGCACCCGGAGGAGGCUCAUCCGCACCGAAGUCCGGCUCCAGCGCCGAGAGAAAGAAGGUGCUUGGAGCCGCUCCCUGCCCUUGGCUCUGGCCUCUGCCUCUCUGCCCCCCCCCCCCCAUUCCCGGGCAUCCCAAUGA